This is a messenger RNA of Scleropages formosus (Asian bonytongue), 3903 nucleotides long. It is a transcript of the gene gopc, whose product is annotated as golgi-associated PDZ and coiled-coil motif containing. Bases 229 to 1572 code for a protein of 447 amino acids. Gene Ontology annotation, molecular function: transmembrane transporter binding. Gene Ontology annotation, cellular component: Golgi apparatus; trans-Golgi network transport vesicle; membrane. NCBI's taxonomy places the organism in Eukaryota, Metazoa, Chordata, Actinopteri, Osteoglossiformes, Osteoglossidae. Gene Ontology annotation, biological process: negative regulation of protein localization to cell surface. The transcript has 9 exons. The record is from RefSeq and is a predicted model, not a curated record.
AUACGUCGAUUUCCCGUCACAGAUUCGGAUUUCCUGGUUUCGGGAAAGCUGAAGGGGGACCUUCGACAGACAGUUUUAGCCGUCAUUUAACUCGGCAGAGUCCCUGUGACGGAACGUUUACUCGUUAAAUCUGAUUAGCACGGGUUAAAAGUGAGGUAAAGGAGAGGUAAACGUGAAGCGGGGGCGCUGUGUGUCUCGGUUUGCGGUUAGCUAUCCGAGCUAAUCGGGAUGUCCGGCUCGGCGGGCGGCACGUCCCCGGCGGCGGGCCCCAGCUCCGCCUCGGCCUCCGGGAUGUCCAUGUUUCGCUGGCUGGAGGUGCUGGAGAAGGAGUUCGACAAGGCGUUUGUGGACGUGGACCUGCUGCUGGGCGAGGUUGACCCGGACCAGGCGGACAUCACGUACGAGGGCCGCCAGAAGAUGACGAGCCUGAGCUCGUGCUUCGCACAGCUGAGCCACAAGGCGCAGACCGUCUUCCAGAUGAACCACAAACUGGAGGCACAGCUGGUUGACCUCAAGUCGGAACUGACAGCCGUGCAAGCGGAAAAGGCUAUGGUGGAGAAGGAGGUCCAUGACCAGCUGCUGCAGCUUCAUGCUUUGCAGCUCCAGCUCAAUGCCAAGGCGGGUCAGACCAUGGACUCGGACUCCAUCAAGGCCAAGCUGUCUGUUACCUCAGUGGAGGACAUGGAGCGGGAGCUGGAGGCCAGCAAGAAAGAGAAGUUGAAAGAGGCAAAGCUGGAGGCUGAAGUCAAGCUUUUCAAGAAGGAGAAUGAAGCGCUACGCAGACACAUUGCAGUGCUGCAGGCAGAGGUCUACGGUGCGAGACUAGCUGCCAAGUACCUGGACAAGGAGCUGGCUGGCAGGGUUCAGCAGAUCCAGCUGCUGGGCAGAGACAUGAAAGGCCCAGCCCAUGACAAGCUCUGGAACCAGCUGGAGGCCGAAAUCCAUCUCCACCGCCACAAGACGGUCAUCCGAGCCUGCAGGGGACGCAACGAUCCCAAGAAGCCCUUACCAUCCCCCGUGGGCCAUGACCCAGACUCGUUAAAGAAAUCCCAGGGUGUUGGGCCCAUACGGAAAGUGGUGCUAACCAAAGAAGAUCACGAAGGCCUGGGAAUCUCCAUCACUGGGGGGAAGGAGCAUGGUGUGCCGAUCCUGAUCUCAGAGAUCCAUCCCACCCAGCCAGCCGAGCGCUGCGGGGGCCUCCAUGUCGGAGACGCCAUCCUGGCUGUCAACAGCAUCAACCUGCGGGAUGCCAAGCACAAGGAAGCAGUGACCAUCCUUUCCCAGCAGAGGGGUGAGAUAGAGUUUGAGGUGGUCUAUGUGGCUCCUGAAGUUGAUUCAGAUGAUGAGAAUGUGGAGUAUGAAGACGACAGUGGCCAUCGCUACCGCCUGUACCUCGAUGAGCUGGAGGAAGGAUCAGCAGGUGGCCGUGGCAGCGGAGCUGGGGACAGCAGCUCGCUACAAGCCCUGGAGAAGAGCUCAGCGAGUGACAGACUCGAGAACGGUGACACGGGAACCUCCAGCGAGACGCCAUCAGAAGAGACCCCCUCGCGGGGCGCAGAAAGCUCCUCCUAGAGCUGUGGAACAGGAGGGUUGCUGGGUGGGUGGCUAAUUGAAGGGGGCAGAGGAAGAAGUGAAAGACUCUGUGAAGAGCAUUUUGUACCAUGUGACAACUGCCUGAGGCCAGUUAAGGCAGUGGGUGCACAAAGGGGGAGGGGCAGGUACAAACGGCUGGGGGCGUGAGAUAAGGAGUGAUGUUUGCAGCUCACAGGCUCCCAUGGAAACGCGCUAUUUAAUUCACAUCACCAUUUUUACUGUCCUAAGUUACUGGCUGUUGUACACAUGAAUAGAGCCGUGACAGCAGCUGCUGGAGGGAAGAGUGUUGUAGAGAAACCGAGGUUGCGCUGCAUCCGUGUGGGAAAACACAGGGCUGAGUGAACUUUGGUACAAACUGCCCCCACUGGUCCUAACUAGACACUUAAGACAUAGAAAUACUUAAAUGCAUCAUAACUGCAUAUACUUUGUAUAGUAAUGGAGUGAGUUUGAUACUUGGUUCUCUUAUCCAUCCUUUGAAUGAUUUACAUUUAUUUAGCAGAUGCCUUUCUUAAGUCACUUCCACCGAACUCUAGUGUUAUCAGUGCACACUGUACCAUGCUUUUAUCCUCCUGAGCCUCAUAGCAGGGCUGUAGGUUAGUGGGGCGUGCUUUGCAGCCUUCCGUACACUUCGUACCUUCAGCGUAAAUUGAAAGGGAAAGUACAGCUAACACAAUGGUUGCACACUAUAAGGGAUGUGAUGUUUUACUAUAUUAGGCAAGUACUCACUGAAGGACUAGUGGGGCUGAAGUAACAUAUGGAAAGUCAGCUUGUGGGACAGUAGAAGGCAGACCGUUUUCUGUUCACUGGAGAACUUCAGGACGUGUUAGAAACCAGUAAAUGCCAUGACUCUGGCUGACCGCAACUGCCCUUUGCAGUUAUCGUAAGAGGCGUAGCUCUGCUCUACACUAGAUGGUGCUGAUGCAGGCAAGUGAUGACUGCACGGGUUCUGACUGCUCAGCCCAUGCCCAGUGUCACAGGUGGUUCUAUGUUAAAACACACUAGUUACUGAUGGCUGUAAUAAAUGCUUCCAGAACAUCUUCAUGACAGAGGCCUCCAUUUGUGAAGGAUGUCUGAGGGAUGCAUACCAUGCAAUCUACUGUAUUAUUUGUUCGUAUUACCUUAAAGGUCAUUUUGGGAGACGAUGUUUAAUCCUUAAUUCAAUCCCAUUAUUUAUGUAGGGCAGAUAUAAGAUACUCUUUUUAAAGUGAGGUUAAUAGAAACUGGGGCAACAAUGAUGUCCAGGCCAUAAUUUUAGUCUGGAAUAAAUUUAAAAACUUACACCUGUAUUUCAUGAAACUGAUGUGCAAUACAUUAUUUUCCUAAUGUUUUAAAUUCUUAGGACUCCCCUUGAAUGGUGUUCACCAUUUUGGGAUUUGGGUUUCUUGGUCACUAACUCAUUCAAAAUGUGCUUUCUCUCAGCUGCCACAGAGCUGUCAGGGCAAAUUAGUUUUUUUUUUUUUUUGGAUCAACUGUUGCUCGCUUUUGUACGGCAUCUGUAUUAAAAUAUGCAGCAGUCUCACGUUGGUCAUUACAUCAGUAAGUUUGCAGUACGGUACUGCUGUUGAACGACAACUCAUGUUACAAGCAUGUGCCGUUCAGCUUUAACUUUAUAGCUAAUUUUGAGAACCAAAAUGUAAAAUAUUUUCAUGCAAACAUAGAACUGAACUAUACAGCAAUAAAACAAAAAUGGUCAGUAUUUAUGCACUGAGGACUCGUGUAAAAUAAUUUUUCUGCAACAGAGAUCGUUCUGCGAAAAGUGUAAACAUGUAUAGUAAAUGUACAUUGCUCUAAAUAUCAGUGCACUGUUGUAGGGUUGCUUAAUGAUUCUCCUUAGCCUGUACAGCUAGUUUAAGUGUGGAGGUCACUCCCCUUGCAGGAGGACAGCAGAGGAUGUCCUGACAAUUGACUUAUGUGCUGCAUGGUGGGUUAAUAGCAGUACAGGAGGAUUGCAUUUUUCAGUGACCUCCCAAGUAACAUCAGUAGUCAUUCCUUCAAAGUUCAGGCACAUUUGCGCAUCAUGGAACUCACUGCCUUGAGGUGAAGUCACAGCACAGAAGGAAGGCUCCCCUUUUCACAUCUCUUCUACUGCAUGCAUUCUAGAAUGUUCCUCUUAGUGGGCUGUCGUCACUGCUCGAAGGGACCCCGGAUCUCUCCUCCUGACCCCCCCCCCCCCCCCACACUUUUUACCGUCCUCUGAAGAAUAGUUCUACGCAUUGUCAUCAUGGAAAAAUGUAUUUGAGAGAUCUGUUGAGUCUUAAUGUAUACAUCUGUAGUAAAGUGUAUAACAAAUAACCUUUGAAUAAAAUGUUU